CCACAGCAGCGCUGCUUUGACUGACGGACAGAUCAGCGCAUCAACACACUGGAGCUCUACAGUAGAGUGGAGAGAAAGAAUGGCAGCCAAUCCAUGUGACCAUCUCCUCACCUUGGUUGCUCCUCAACACCUUCUCAUUGUCAUGAUUCAAUGGCAUCAUAUCGCCCGCCUCUGUCUCCGGACACAUGAGGAGAAACUGGAUCAUUUUCCCACGGCACACCUGUCACUGUCGCUCGGCUCACUUGAGUGCCGCGGCACCCCGGUUAGAUACACUGUCGAUCACACCGUCAGCGCAAGCUCUUCUGACCAGCCAGCACCACGACAACAACAAGGAACGAGACUGAGAGCCGCAGUAGCGGCAGGGUUUUAGCAUAGCAACAAGCUAAGCAGGCGACACGAAUCACGCGGAUUUUCCGGCGUUUCGACGCAGAAACUUCAGCCCGAUGUGCUCAGACAAACGGCAGGUCAAGGUCAGCGGCACUAACUGGUCCUGGUGUUGACUUGCUGUGACGUGAACACCGUUCGUGCAGAAACAUGAACGGAGUUCGGCAACAGUCAAGUCGCGGCGCGCCUCAGGCCUCGCUAUGGACAUGAAAGGACUCUCGCUCGGUCCGCUCCUCUCCGUGACGCACACUUCACUCACAUGUUGUUGAAUUUGAACAGGUCGUCGCAGGUGAACAGCCUCAGUGUUGUCAUGUCGACAGGACGUGUGGCCGGAUGCUGACGCCAGCGCCCCUGCUGGAGGGGAGGCCCAGCAGCAGACUCCUCCCCUGCGUGUCAGUGGGCGGGGCCUGGGCCUCUGGCGUGAAGGCAGCGGCCGGGCGUCGGCACAAGUCCGACCUCGCUGGCUCGUGCUCAUGGAUCGUCUCCAGACCUGCGCCUUCCUCGGACUCCUGGCUCUGACUGCGGCCCAGAGGUGAGACCCGGGCUGGACCUCUGACUGAGGUCAUGAGCGUUGAUGCACAGGUUGGUGAGAGGGUGAGCUCAGAGCUUCUGCUCCAGUUGUGACGCUGGUCCAGGCUCGUGUCUGGGACCCGGUCCUCUGGCUUCAGCAGGAGCAGCCUCCUGACACGAGGGCCACUCUUUGCUGCUGCCGCUGGGGUCAGAAGGAGGCGGAGCUCUGGUCCUGCAACUUCCUUCCUUUAGAGCAACAGGUCAUGAGACAAGCAUGGUGAUGAAGAUGAUAAAGAUGAUGAUGAAGGUGAUGAUGAUGAAGAUGUGAGGGUGAAGAUGAUGAUGAUGAUGAUGAUGAAGGUGGUGAUGAAGAUGAUAAAGAUGUGAUGAAGAUGAUAAAGAUGAUGAUGAUGAUGAAGAUGUGAUGAAGAUGAUGAUGAUGAUGAAGAUGAUAAAGAUGUGAUGAUGAAGAUGAAGAAGGUGAUAAUGAUGAUGUGAUGAAGAUGAUAAAGAUGAUGAUGAUGAUGAUGAAGAAGAUGAUGAUGAAGGUGAUGAUGAUGAUGAAGAUGUGAUGAAGAUGCUAAAGAUGAUGAUGAAGAUGUGAUGAAGAUGGUGAUGAAGAUGAUAAAGAUGAUCAUGAUGAUGAUGAAGGUGAUGAUGAUGAUGAAGAAGAUGAUGAUGAUGAAAGUGAUGAUGAUGAUGAAGAUGGUGAUGAUGAUAAAGAUGAUGAUGAAGGUGAUGAUGAUGAAGAUGUGAGGGUGAAGAUGAUGAUGAUGAUGAUGAAGGUGGUGAUGAAGAUGAUAAAGAUGUGAUGAAGAUGAUAAAGAUGAUGAUGAUGAUGAAGAAGAUGAUGAUGAAGAUGUGAUGAAGAUGAUAAAGCUGAUGAUGAUGAUGAUGAAGAAGAUGAUGAUGAAGGUGAUGAUGAUGAUGAAGAUGUGAUGCAGAUGAUAAAGAUGAUGAUGAUGAUGAUGAAGAUGUGAUGAAGAUGGUGAUGAAGAUGAUAAAGAUGAUCAUGAUGAUGAAGAAGAUGAUGAUGAAGGUGAUGAUGAUGAAGAUGUGAUGAAGAUGGUGAUGAAGAUGAUGAUGAUGAUGAAGAAGAUGAUGAUGAAGGUGAUGAUGAUGAAGAUGUGACGAAGAUGAUAAAGAUGAUGAUGAUGAUGAUGAUGAAGGUGAUGGUGAUGAAGAUGGUGAUGAUGAUGAUGAAGAUGAUGAUGAUGAAGAUGUGAGGGUGAAGAUGAUGAUGAUGAUGAUGAAGGUGAUGAUGAUGAAGAUGAAGAAGGUGAUAAUGAUGAUGAUGAUAGUGAUGAUGAUGAUGGUGAUGAUGAUAGUGAUGAUGAUAGUGAUGAUGGUGAUGAUGAUGAUGAUAAUGAUGAAGAUGAUGAAGAUGAUGAAGAUGAUGAAGAUGAAGAUUAUAAAGAUGAUGAAGGUGUCAUCCCCAUGAUGGUCCUCAGUCUCCCCGCUCCGGCCCAGUACCUGCUCUUGGCCCCUGGAUCUGUGAAGGCCGACCUGCCCACCACUCUCUCUGUCACCAUCCUGAUGGAUGCUGCCGUCACCGUCUCCGCUCGGAUGGUCCAGGAAAACCAGGUCUUGUCCCAGAGCUGGAUCACGGUGGCCUCAGGUUCCACUGAACUGCUGGUUCUUCCUCCGGUGGACCACAACCAGAACCGGUCCACACACGUGGACUCUGUCAAGCUGCAGGUCAAAGGUCACGUGGGGAAUCGGACCGUGUUCAUCAAUGAGACCACGCUGACCUUUGACCCUCGGGCGGUGUCGCUGCUGGUCCAGACGGACAAAGGCGUGUACCUGCCGGGCCAGCUGGUGAGGUUCCGGGUCCUGUCCCUCCAUGUGACCGGCAAGCCCGACAGCGGCCCGGUGGACUUGGGCAUCACGGACCCCAGGGGGGCGCUGAGGCGCCAGUGGCUGUCGCUGCCCACAGUCCAGGGAGUCCUGUCCAGAGAGUUCCAGCUCCCCGAACACCCCCUGGAGGGCGAGUGGCGCAUCACAGCCAGCGCCCGGGGCGGCUCCAGUGAGAAGCGCUUCACCGUGAGCCGCUACGUGCUGCCCAAGUUUGCUGUAGAGCUGCAGCUUCCUGCCAUCAUCCACCGCGACGACACGCUGGCGGCGUCCGUCCGUGCCCACUACUCGUUUGGGAAGCCUGUGGUGGGCGGAGUCAACAUCUCCAUCCUGCACGUGGUGGAGGGCCAUGAGGAGGAGCACCACCUCCACAAACAGAUCCACGGCGUCGUCCACUUCCACUUCCAAAUCCCCGACUUGGGCCCCAUGUGGAGGCGGGACGUGGGGCGGCUGCGGUGGGACCACCUGCUGGUCACGGCUCACGUGACUGAAGAGCUGACAGGUCUCCGCUCCCACGCCUCAGCGGACGUCUCUGUCACCCACCACAGAUACUCCGUUGGCUUCCUGGACCCGCCCCAAGUUCUGAGGCCCUCCAUGGACUUUGUCGUCAUGGUGAAGGUCUCCACUUAUGACCACCGGCCACUGUCCACGGAGGACCAGGAGAAGACGGUCCAGGUGUCGGUGGUCCAGAGCAGAGGGCUGUUUAUGGGCGGGUCCCCAGCACUGGUCCAGACCCGAGACCUGGAGCUUCCUGUUCCGGCAGACGGCCUGGUCCCACUUCAUGUCCUGAUCUCCAAUGAAACGGAGGUUCUGAUCAUUGACGUGGCGUUUGAGGACGCCACCGCCGACCUGCACGUCUAUGCCGGCCACCUGUCGCCCAGUGGCUCCUACCUGCAGAUCCUGCGGCCCAGAGAAGCGCCCAGGGUCGGCCUGCCGCUGCAGCUGAAGGUCCGGAGCAACUUCAACGUGACUGCAACCCGCUUCCUGGUCCAAUCCAGAGGCUUGAUCGUGGCCAGCGGCGCCACCUCCGCCGAGCUGGUUCUGAUCCCGGAGGCGUCCUGGGGCCCGCGGGCCUGCAUCAUCGUCUUUUGUGUCCGAGACGACGGCGAAGUGGUCAGCGAUGAGAUACAGCUGCUGGUCACGCACGUCUUACAGAACCAGGUGUCUCUGGCCUGGAGCCAGGCUUCUGCCGAACCGGCCGACGAGGUCACGCUGAAGAUCUCCACCACGCCGCGGUCUCUGGUGGGACUCCUGGUGGUGGACCAGGCCACUGAAUGGGUCGGACCACGGAGCCACAUCACGGAGGAGCUGGUUCUGAAGAAACUGGAGGAGCAUGGCCUUUUCAAGGACCAGUCAUACGAUGAGAUGAAGGGAGAGCCCAAGUCUGUGUUUGGGACGUGUGGCAUCGUGGCUCUGACUGAUGCAGCUCUACCCAGAGGUCACCAGAGACCCCUUCACUACCUGAUGGACAUGGACCUGCAGGAACAGGAAGAAGUGAGAGUGCGGAGGAACUUUCCAGAAACCUGGCUCUGGGAGGACGUGGAUUCGGGGAGCUCUGGCUCGCUGGAGAUGAAGGUGACUGUUCCAGACAGCAUCACCACCUGGGUCGCCACCGCCUUCGUCAUGUCUGAAGAACUGGGCCUGGGUCUGGUGCAGGAACCUGCCGAGUUGACCGUCCUCCAGGACUUCUUCUUGUCCCUCAAUAUUCCCGCCUUCAUCACCCGCGGCGAAGAAUUUGUUCUGGAGGUGGUUCUGUUCAACUUCCAGAUGCAGGACGUGCAGGCCCUGGUUGUCGUGGCCGAGAGCGACGCCUUCCAGUUCGUCUUCCCGGACAGCGAGGACCUGCUGGUGCCGACCGUUCGGCAGGUUCCGGUCCGGAGUCAGAGCGGAGCCUCCGUGCUGGUCCCCAUCAGGCCACUGGUCCUGGGCCAGAUGCUGGUCUCUGUGUCAGCUAGCACCACCUCCACCUCUGACCUGGUGACCCGGACGGUCCUGGUCAAGGCUGAAGGGCUGGAGCGCAGCUUCUCCUCGUCCCUGCUGCUGGACGUCUCCUCCAUGGUUUCCAGACACGUCUCCUUCUCCUUCCCCCCCGACACUGUUGAGGACAGCAAGAGAGCCUGGGUCUCCAUCACGGGCGACGUCUUCGCUCUGACGGCCAGCGGCCUGGAGAACCUGGUCCAGAUGCCCAGCGGCUGCGGGGAGCAGAACAUGAUCCGCUUGGCACCAAACGUCUACGUGCUGCAGUACCUGAGCGAGACGGGUCGGAGCGACCCGGCACUGACGGAGCGGGCGCUUCACAACACGCUGAAAGGCUACGAUCGCCAGCUGCUGUACCAACGGGAGGACGGCUCCUUCAGUGCCUUCGGGGACCAGGACCGGGCCGGAAGCUCCUGGCUCACGGCCUUCGUGCUCAGAUGUUUCCUCCAGGCGCGGACGUUCGUCCCCGUGGACUGGGACGUGCUGCGGCGAGCGGCGCUAUGGUUGGGCCUCCAGCAGGGGGCGGACGGGAGCUACCUGGAGCCCGGCCGGGUCAUACACACGGAGCUGCAGGGCGGCCUGGACAGCAGGGUGGCGCUGACCGCCUACAUCGCCGUGGCACUGCUGGAGGACUCCCAGGUCCAGGCACAGCACUGGCAGCAGGUGUCGCAGGCUCUGUCCUACCUGGAGACCCAGCGGCUCCUGGGCGUCUCCAGCAGCUUUGCUCUCUGCCUGCUGACCUACGCCCUCAGCCUGGGAGGAAGUGGGAGCGCGGUCGAUGCACUGGACCAGCUGACCGGCCGCGCCCAGAUGACGGAUGGAGUUCCUUUUUGGCCAACGCCCACUGGUGGUCUAUCGGCGUCAUGGCAGCCGUCGGCUCUGCAGAUCGAGAUGGUUUCCUACGUGCUGCUGAGUCAGCGGCGGCUGGGUCUGCUGGCGGAGGGCGUGGCCCUCCUGAAGUGGCUGAGUCAGCAGAGGAACCCCGACGGAGGCUUCGUCAGCACCCAGGACACCGUCGUGGCGCUGCAGGCCAUGGCAGCGUGGGGCUCGCUGCAGGGCGCCGCGGACCAGGACGUGCAGGUGGUGGUGAGCGGCGGCGGCGGCGUGGAGCUCGCCUCCUUCCACGUGCAGCAGAGCGAUGCCCUGCUGCUCCAGCGCCAGCAGAUCCACCCGGACCUUCUGGACCUGCAGGUCACCGCAGAGGGGUGGGGCCUCGUCCUGUUUCAGCUCAACGUGUUCUACCACCAGCGCGGCGCCGAGGAGAGCCGCCAGCGCCGAGACGUGGGCGAGCCCUUUCACCUGAGGGUGGAGCUGGAGGACAAGCAGGAGACUCAGCAGGCUCGGCUUCACAUCUGCAGCAGUCUCUCCCAGGCUGCGGGGCUGAAGGCCACGGGCAUGGUCCUGCUGGAGGUGGCGCUGCUGAGCGGCUUCAGUCUGGUGAGGGAGGAGGUCCAGCUGAGUGAGGUGCUGAAGAAGGUGGAGGUCCAGACCGGGAAGGUGGUGGUGUACCUGGACUCGGUGACGCAGGUGGAGACGUGUGUUCUGCUGCCGCUGCUGCUGGAGUCCAAGGUGGCUAAGGUCCAGGAGGCCGCUGUUCUGGUCUACGACUACUACGAACCAAGACGCCGGGCCGUGGCCUGGUACCAGUCCGAAUGGAGACAGGAACUUUCUCCGUGCUCCUUCUGUGGACAGGACUGCCGUGGCUGCCGGGCUCCGCCCCAGAACCGGGCUCCUGAAGCGGACCCACUGACCCGGCGACUGGCUGCCCUGAUGCUGGCUGCAGCUGCAGCACUCACCCGCUGA
Synchiropus splendidus (mandarinfish) is the source of this 6528-nucleotide messenger RNA. It is a transcript of the gene cd109, whose product is annotated as CD109 molecule. The coding region runs from base 2332 to 6528 and encodes 1398 amino acids. NCBI's taxonomy places the organism in Eukaryota, Metazoa, Chordata, Actinopteri, Syngnathiformes, Callionymidae. Gene Ontology annotation, molecular function: endopeptidase inhibitor activity. Gene Ontology annotation, cellular component: extracellular region. The record is from RefSeq and is a predicted model, not a curated record. The transcript is spliced from 32 exons.